AUACCCAACUAAGUUUAUUGUAUUCAAGUUCUUAGGUAACAGACUGUAUAAUCAAUCUGCCAUAUUAACAUUAAAUUUUAAUCCAAUUAUAGAUGUAAAAAUCACUUCUUAAGUGUUGGAAGAAACUGAGGUAAAAGAACUCUUGAACUUAAAUCCAAUAUUUAGGUUGUUUCGCCCAUAUCUGUAUUGCAUUCAGCAUUGUAUAUCCAAAUCUUCGCUACAGCAAGAUAAUCACAUGAGAGAGAGAGAUAGAGAGAGAGAGAGAGAGUAUUGUUCACACACACACACACACACACACACACAUAUAUAUAUAUAUAAGAGAGUCAUUUCAUGUUUCUAUCAUAUUCACGAGACCUUUAGAAAAGAAGUACUAAAGGAAUUUGCCAAAUGAGUUCUACAUUUUCACUUGCACCAAAACCUUACAUUAGAGAGAGCAAUGGAAAACUCCUGCCCCCAAAAUCUAUGCUCACAACAAUUAGAGCUGAAGUGAUUACAGCUCCCAAGCAAAGAAGCACGCGGAUUUUUCCUGAACUAUCAAUACAAGGCAUUCCUGUUGCUGAUUUGCAUGUACAAGAAAUUGUUCAAAGGCAAUCCAAGACUUACAACACAGCCAAUGGAGGUACUAGCCGAAAGCCACAGUUCGAUCCAAGCUUUCUUGAAGAAGCGUAUGAAAGGUGCAGGAACAUCUGUGCAGAAUAUGCCAAGACAUUCUAUCUAGGCACUUUGCUAAUGACAGAGGAGCGUCAAAAGGCAAUAUGGGCAAUCUAUGUUUGGUGUAGAAGAACAGAUGAACUGGUUGAUGGCCCCAAUUCUGGGCACACGAACUCUGAAGUUCUUGAUAGAUGGGAAGAGAGACUAGAAGACAUUUUCGAAGGACGACCUUAUGACAUGCUUGAUGCUGCAUUAACUCAUACUAUUCUCAACUUCCCCUUAGACAUGAAGCCUUUUAGGGACAUGAUCGAGGGUAUGCGAAUGGACACAAGAAAAUGCCGAUAUCAGAAUUUUCAAGAGCUUUAUCUCUACUGCUACUAUGUGGCUGGAACAGUUGGCCUAAUGAGUGUUCCUGUAAUGGGAAUUGCACCAGAUUCUCCGAUUUCUGCUCAAAGUACAUAUGAUGCUGCACUCUACUUAGGUAUAGGGAAUCAACUCACAAACAUACUUAGAGAUGUCGGGGAGGAUGCUGCAAGAGGUAGAGUUUAUCUUCCCCAAGACGAGCUGGCACAGUUUGGGUUAUCCGACGACGAUGUUUUUUCAAGAAAGGUCACUGAUCAAUGGAGAGAGUUCAUGAAAGAACAGAUUACUAGAGCGAGAUUCUAUUUCAACCUGGCAGAGGAGGGUGCUUCUCAACUUGAAAAGGAUAGCCGUUGGCCGGUAUGGUCAUCGUUGCUGAUAUAUGGAAACAUCUUGGAUGCAAUUGAGGAAAAUGAUUACGAUAACUUGACAAAGAGAGCAUAUGUAGGCAGAGCUAAGAAACUUCUCAUGUUGCCUUUGGCUUACACAAAAUCCCUUAAUACACCUAGUUUGAUCUCUCAAUAGUAUCAUCUCUGUAUAUCACUAUAUUGUGUAUACCUCUGUAUAUCACUAUAUUGUGUAUUCAUUUAUGAUAACUUCUGUUAAAUUAAGUCAUUCAACCAGUGUUAAAGUUCUUUGCAUGUGCUCCUGGCAAACUUAAUGCCCAGAUUGCAAAGCAAACAUGUAAUCUGAGUUAGAUGA
Rosa rugosa (rugosa rose) is the source of this 1713-nucleotide messenger RNA. RefSeq names its product phytoene synthase 2, chloroplastic-like. The transcript is spliced from 6 exons. Gene Ontology annotation, molecular function: geranylgeranyl diphosphate synthase activity. Gene Ontology annotation, biological process: carotenoid biosynthetic process. The coding region runs from base 388 to 1536 and encodes 382 amino acids. NCBI's taxonomy places the organism in Eukaryota, Viridiplantae, Streptophyta, Magnoliopsida, Rosales, Rosaceae. The record is from RefSeq and is a predicted model, not a curated record.